This is a messenger RNA of Daphnia pulicaria, 1188 nucleotides long. RefSeq lists its product as uncharacterized. Lineage: Eukaryota; Metazoa; Arthropoda; Branchiopoda; Diplostraca; Daphniidae. The coding region runs from base 451 to 1095 and encodes 214 amino acids. The record is from RefSeq and is a predicted model, not a curated record. The transcript has 5 exons.
ACGUGAAAUUGCCAGUGUACACCAUUAUUGACAUGAGAAUUCUUAACAAUAUUAACAAAUAACGGUGUUCUAUAAUUGGAUAUAUUGUUCAAAAGCAGCGUUCGAACAAGAAAUAGACCGAAAUCAGUUUUUGCAAUUGCUGAAGUUUGUGAUUGUAUCGUCAAUUCUCAAUUUACUCUGAUAUUUUUUUUCAUGAGUGGUAAAACAUAUGCAGUAAAACUCAUUCUGCGUGGGAUUAUCACUUCCUCUCCGACACGAUUCAUCACUGCUGGCAACAUUUAUUUGAUCACAUUGUCCAAUAUUCUGUUAAGCAGCUGUUCAAUUAAUGACGUCAAUAAAUUGUUUGAAUAGAUCACUAUAAAUAUCGAAAGGGCUUCUGAACAUUGAAUUCGUCUCCCAUGUUCUCAUAUCGAAUUCGGGUCAACAAAAUCGUCUCAGCUGAACUUGAAAAUGGCCAGUAUUUUACUGCUAAAGAUCGUGGUUUCUCUACUUUUAAUUGCCUUGGAAACUUCGAGUGUGGCGGGAGUUCCACAGUUUGGUGAAUGCACAGGGCUCAGACUCGAAAAAACGGCUUCUGGCAUUGCCCCAAGGCAAUGUGUUCGAUUGGGUGGAACAUGCUGCGAUUUGGGCAGUUUUAUAACUAACAACCCAAAAGAAAUGAAGGCAACUGAAAAGUGUCUAACCUGCUACAAAUCGAGUGUCAAUGUGAAAUGCACUGGUACAUUAAUUCGAUCUAAGCCUUGGAAUUGGGGCACCGAUGCCAACACAUGGGUUACGGCUAAAACCUGCAUUGCCCAGAAGGGCCAGUGCUGCACAGGUUAUAAUAAACCCUUCAACCCGAACAGUACUCCAAAUGAAUUUUCCUGCAAUAAUUGCUAUUCUGGUACACCGACAAGCACUGGUUGCAGUGGUAAACUUCUGUCCUCUAUUGAUUUCACACCAAAAGUCUGUGUUCAGUUAGGAGGACAUUGCUGUGAUGGAGACUGGCAAGGCACCACAGUGGGUUCAGCUUAUUGCACUUCGGCAAUUUUUAAUUCUGCUCUUCUGAAAAAUUGCAAUCUCUGUUACAGUGGAUCUCCAAAGGUUGUUGCCUAGAAGUAAAAACAAAUUUAAAAUUAAAUGAAUGUUUAAUUUGAAACGAAUUCUGUAAGAAUUUAUAUACAGCAAAUAAAAUGUUGAAGCAAUGAA